Messenger RNA from Synchiropus splendidus (mandarinfish), 4523 nucleotides. RefSeq names its product protein phosphatase 1, regulatory subunit 13 like (gene ppp1r13l). The transcript has 13 exons. The record is from RefSeq and is a predicted model, not a curated record. NCBI's taxonomy places the organism in Eukaryota, Metazoa, Chordata, Actinopteri, Syngnathiformes, Callionymidae. Gene Ontology annotation, molecular function: transcription factor binding. Bases 196 to 2433 code for a protein of 745 amino acids. Gene Ontology annotation, biological process: regulation of transcription by RNA polymerase II; positive regulation of cell differentiation.
CAGAGGGGGUGGAGGUGGAGGAGAGGGGGCUGGACUUUCACAAAACUCCUCUGUCCCAUAAAUGAGCGCAUUUUCAGGAGACAGGACGAGAUUAAAGUCACUCUGGUGAACCGUUAGAUUAACCCAGGGAGUCCAAAACCUCCGGUUCCGAGUUCGACCGAGCUCCGUCGUGAGGAGCACCUGAACAUCGCCACCAUGAGUUUUGGCAGCAGCAUGUUCCAGGCCUUGAACGACGACCUGAACGCGUCGCUGGCAAUGGCCGACGAGGUGUCCAAAGAGUUCGACUCACUCCGGAUCGAGGCCACGCCGAGCACACCGGACAACACAGAGCAAUUCUUCCCUGUUAGAGAGAGGCAGCGGUCCGACUCGCCCAGCUCCGCCGAGCUGUGUAAAACCCCAACCAGCUCAGUGCCCUUCUCACCCAGCUCCAGCUCCCACUCCUCAGACUCCACCCGCAGUCCGUCCCCUAAGCUUCCUAACAUCGUCCGAACCGGGUCUGGAAGCCACUCUCCCCACCAGCUGAGUCCCAACCAGUCGCCGGUCAGUCCUCGUCGGAACUCCCCGACCCGGUACAACCGAAGUCCUCGCGGCUCUCUCAGCUACAUGGACAGGAGUCCUACCCGGAGUCCCACAACACCCACUUUUGAUUUGCCCUCUCGCUCGGGGUCUUACCACGGCGCCCCUAACUUGUUGAGCCCGUAUGACAGCAGCACCAUGGGACGGCGCUCACCCCGGCGAGACAGGAGUCCGUCUCCUCUGUCCUUCAACUCCAGCACCGUUCCCCGGAACUUCUCCGGUUUCAGGCAACAAGAUGAAGGCGCGCAGCAGCAGCCGAGGAAGCCUCCCAGCAAGUGGAAUGAGACAGAUCUGGACAUGUCAUACGAGAGGAAGCCGCACCACACCUACGACAAGAAGACAUGGAUGAGAGCUACAGUAUCAAACAGCAACUGGAAAGAGUCCAACCUGGAUGGCCCUCCUCCGGCCCCCAGCCCCAAGAAGGUCCCCCGCUCCCCUCAGUUCCCGCGGUCCUCUCUCCCCCGCAACGCUCGUAUAUCAGUUCCUCCAGACGUCUCCUCUCCCUCUCACUCCCCGUACCUCGCACAGCCCAUCAUCUCGCGCAUCUCCAUCCCUCCCGCCAACAGCCAGACUCGCCAGCGCCGGCCCAUCCCCCUCUCCGUCAUCAUGCGCCUCCAGAACCCCCACUGGGGGGCGAUGUCGCCCCAAAAGUAUCAACCGGCUGCCUCCAUCCAUCGAGAAUACUUCCAUCCUCCCCACCACCCAGCUGAGCUUCGACAGCCGGCAGUUUACAUCGAUGCUCUGAACCCAGGAGACAUUGACGCAGAGCUGGAGCGGAUUGACUACACUGCUCACUUGCCAGCUAUUUCUGAGAAGCGGAGCAUCCCGGAGGGUGGCGGAGCCCCAGUGGCCCCACGGCCCCUCAGCCCCACCAGGCUGCAGCCAGUCGUGGCACCAGAGGCCCAGGCGGAGGAGAUCCCGAACAUCGAAGAGGUCCUCCGCAUCCGGGCAGAGAUUCCUCGAGCCCUGAAGAGACGCGGCUCGGUGGAUCACUCGCUGCCGCUGAAACCGGCGUCGCACUACGAACCCAACCAGUACAAGAACCUCAUCAACAAGCUCUUCCACAGAAAGGAGUAUCGCCACAAGGGGGAGCCAGGGAGUGAGACCAGUAGCUCUUCAGAUGAGGACCCAGCACUGCCGCCUCCUGUGGCAGCAACCAGGACCCCGACCACAGUGCCACAUGAUCGGAACUACCACUCCAUCCUCCGGCGCUCCAGCAAGGAACACAAGAGUUCAGGUCGCAGAGCUCGACUCAGCCCGUUGGUUCUGGUGCUGGACGGAGCUCUGGUGGGAGAACUGGAGACGGUGCAGAGAGCUGUGCAGGAGAUGCAAGACCCGAGUCAACCCAAUGAUGAAGGCAUCACUGCGCUGCACAACGCCAUUUGUGGCGGCCAUUACAAUGUGGUGGACUUCCUGGUCCGGGCCGGAGCGAACGUCAGUGCGCCGGACAGCCACGGAUGGACGCCGCUCCACUGCGCCGCCUCAUGCAACGACCGUCCGCUGUGCGAGUUUCUGGUGAGAAGCGGCGCCGCUGUGAUGGCGAUGACAGAGAGCGACGGGGCCACCGCCGCCCAGAAGUGUGAUCCUUACGCCAUUGGGUUUGAGGAGUGCGAGACGUUCCUCCAAGGUAUGGAGGAGGCCAUGGGCUUGGAGAACAGCGGCGUGCUCUACGCACUCUGGAGUUACCCGGCUCAAGCUCCUGACGAGCUGAGCUUCAAAGAUGGAGACAUGCUGACCAUCCUGCAGAAGCCUGAGGGCUCUGACUGGUGGUGGGCGUCACUCUGUGGCCGGGAGGGAUUCGUGCCAAACAACUACUUCGGGCUCUUCCCCAAGGUCCGACCCAAGACCCUGAGCUGAGCAACUCAGGGCACCGUCUCCGAAAGUGCUUGAUGGAUUAUUCAUCGUUGGACAUCAGUAUUUCCUCUGCUUGUUUCACUUAACUUUGCCCUGAAAGCAAUCUGACUCAGUAUCCUGUGGGCGUUUUUAGCGCCCCUGGUGUUGAAAUUGGGGAGUGGAGAGAGUGUGACCAACUGUGUGGGUAGAUGCUUUUAUUGGAAAUAGUCUGGAAAAUAGUUGACUGAAGACAAGUCCACCCGGAUAUUGUAGCAGCAGAGUCAGCAGAAAAUAUAUAUAUAUAUAUAUACAUACAUUAGCCAAAAAAAAUUAACAUUUAAUGAAAUUAGAUCUUUGCGUUGCGUUUAUGUCCGUACUGGCCAGUAAUCAUUCUACUUUACCAACCUACAUCUACGAUAUACAACAAAGUCAUCGAGUCACAUAAUAACCUCACCUUUGUCCCUGUAGUAUGAAUGUAAACCUCACGAGCCAAAUCUUUUGGUACCAAACGACUAUCGACGAUAGCAGAUUAACCUCCCCACGUCCCAUCAACUACCCCCUUAUUCGACGACAAACCCAACAAGUCUAUCGUACAUACCAGCCCACCUACGCACAGCUGGAAACCUCUUCUAAAGCGACUGACAAAUAAAAUCUAUAUCUAGAACCCCUUCAGCCCUAAACACGUACCAUUCAAUAGGAAAUCCUAACCCACCAACAGACCUACCCACUUUCAUGCCCUUCAACCAACAACUUAUCUCACCAACUGUAACACUCACAGGAGCAGGAUCAGAGUUUAACCAUGGUGUUUAAUCUAAACCUUGAGGGGUGACACGAAAGGAGGGCGAGGCCACAAUCGGAACAGACCUGGACAUAGAAAAGACUUGACCUUGACCUUGACAAGAGACUUGGGUUGCUUAACAUGAUGGGACUUGACCAGACUAGACUAGUUAGGACUCAACAAGACUGUUACUUGACAUGACUUGGAGACUCGACUAACUUGACAAGAAGACAGACUUGAUGAGACGGGACUCGACCAAACAGAUUCUUGACUUGACAGGGCAGGACGGGACAAUGACUUGACUAGACUAGUUAGGACUCAACAAGACUGUUACUUGACAUGACUUGGAGACUCGACUAACUUGACAAGAAGACAGACUUGAUGAGACGGGACUCGACCAAACAGAUUCUUGACUUGACAGGGCAGGACGGGACAAUGACUUGACUAGACUAGUUUGGACUCAACAAGACUGUUACUUGACAUGACUUGGAGACUCGACUAACUUGACCAGAAGACAGACUUGAUGAGACGGGACUCGACCAAACAGUUUCUUGAGUUGACAUGGCAGGACGGGACAAUGACUUGACUAGACUAGUUAGGGCUCAACAAGACUGUUACUUGACAUGACUUGGAGACUCGACUAACUUGACAAAGAAGACAGACUUGAUGAGACGGGACUCGACCAAACAGUUUCUUGAGUUGACAGGGCAGGACGGGACAAUGACUUGACUGGACGAGUCAGGACUCAACAAGACUGCUACUUGACUUGACGUGACGACUUGACUUAACUGUACAAGAAGACAGUGGCUUGUCUAAGACUUGACGGAACGUGACAGACGUACCGAGAAAUGAAAAUGCACCAACACAGGAACAGUGAGGCAGAUCAAGGUGAAACAAGGCAAGACAGUAGGUCCAACCCCACCAAACUAAAACAAGUAAACAACCCAAUGAACAAUACAUAGCUGGUGACGCGUGACAGUCUGUCUACUUCCCACCAAGUAGAAACCCCUUCCAGAUUAGAUUAUGUGUCAGCCAGUCAAGCUUGUCAACCCUGUGUUUAGACUCUCCCAACCCAGAUCUAACUCAAAACACUAACCCUUGGUUACCAACCAAACCAUUCCGUCAGCAGCCCACCGCCAUGCCUGCUCAGACAGAUGUGAAUAUUUAAGUUGAAACUUCCUGACCAGACAGAGAAGGUUUUUGAUGUGUAAAUAUUGUAAGUCGGUCAAAUAGCAUUGCUGUGAGUCUCUGAAUGUAGUGACCUGUGUUGUCUUAUGUUCCACUGCUCACUUUUUGGAAGUUGUGUAAUAAACUGUGAAGUGUCCACUUUUCUCCA